AGAUUCGAAAUAUUAAUAUAUCAGUGUCAAUAAGUUAUUCUGUAAGGAAGAUGUUACGGAGACUGAUAGUAAGGGUAUCUCAGGUUAAACCCAAUCUUCUAACUGGAAUUUGUAAACCAGUUUUAAACACCAAAAAUAUCAUUACCAUCAUAAAUUCAUCCCGUUCAUAUUCUACCAAAUUAUCCAAUUAUGAAGUACCAGUAGAAGCUAAAUAUGAUAAUAUACAAGAUUAUGGAAGUUAUAAACAUAACAUUUUCACUCAUAGAUUACCAGAAUCAAGUGCAUCACAAUCUCCUCCUUUAGUUGCCUUACAUGCUAGAUUAAAUUUACCAUCAAGUUAUAGUUUAUCAACAUUAUCUCAAGCUUUAAAUUUAAACAGAUAUGAUGAUGGAUUAGCUAAUAAUUUUGGAUUAAAUGUAUUGGGAAAGAAUAUGUUAUCUUAUUAUGUUAAUGAAUGGUUAUUAAUAAGAUAUCCAAGAUUACCUAUGCCUGUUCAUAAUGUUGCUGUUAAUGCUUUAAUGGGACCACAAGUAAUGUAUGAAAUCGGUAAACAAUGGGGUAUUGAAGUUGAUAAAAGUUCUAAAUUGGAUAAAUUCUUAAGUCAAGAAUCUCAAUUUUUAAAAUAUGGAAGAUUAAGAUUUAUUGAAGAAGAACUGAAAUAUCCAGAUAAGCCAGCCGAAACUGGAAUUUAUGAAUUAACUAAUGAAGAAGUAAAAUCUUUAGAUAAGCAAAAUUCUACUUUCAUAUCUGAAGAAGUUAAUGCUUAUAGUUCUGCAGUAAUUGCCAUAAUUGGGGGUUUAUAUACUCAUGCUGGAGAAGAAGCCACCAAAGAAUUUAUUAAUAACCAUAUUUUAUCUCGUAAAUUACCUUUGGAAAAUAUGUUUGAAUUUAGUCAACCAACCAGAGAAUUAGUAAGAUUAUGUGAUAAAUUACAAUUUGAAGAUCCAAUAGAUAUCAGAUUAAUUGCUGAAACCGGUAGAUUAUCAGCUCAUGCAAUUUAUGUUGCAGGAGUUUUCUGUGGCGUUGAAAAAUUGGGUGAAGGAGUUGGAUCAUCAUUAGCUGAAGCCAGAACCCGUGCUGUUAUAAAUUCACUUAUGGGUUAUUAUUUAUAUAGUCCUAUUGACAAUGAAGGUAAUGAAGUCAAAUUACCAAGCGAUGAAGAAUAUAAAUUCGAUGGUAUAAUUGGACCAGGUGAUAUUGCCAUUUAGGUAGACAUCAUUUUAAUUUUGCAUGUAAAACAAUUUAUACAUAGUAUUCUUUAUUC
Messenger RNA from Scheffersomyces amazonensis, 1264 nucleotides. It is a transcript of the gene MRPL3, whose product is annotated as mitochondrial 54S ribosomal protein mL44. Gene Ontology annotation, biological process: RNA processing. The record is from RefSeq and is a predicted model, not a curated record. The transcript has a single exon. Gene Ontology annotation, molecular function: ribonuclease III activity. The coding region runs from base 51 to 1208 and encodes 385 amino acids. NCBI's taxonomy places the organism in Eukaryota, Fungi, Ascomycota, Pichiomycetes, Serinales, Debaryomycetaceae.